This is a messenger RNA of Xyrichtys novacula (pearly razorfish), 1722 nucleotides long. NCBI's taxonomy places the organism in Eukaryota, Metazoa, Chordata, Actinopteri, Labriformes, Labridae. The record is from the annotation of a GenBank genome assembly.
ACUUUGGCAGCUCGUGCAUGGGUGGAGGGGGCGCUGCUCACGAUAACACCAGUGUGCUUGUACAGAUAAUACUAUGGCAUGACACAGUCAUGGCUGCUCCCAAGCAAGAUCAAUGAUAGCGAAUAGUGAAAUAUCAAAAUACAUAUUUAUGUACGGGUCACACGGAGGCCUAAAAAAUUGUUUCCUGCUUUUUUCUAUUUGCUAAAACAUUCUUUCCAUUAACCUUUUAACAAUUAAGGUUCAUUUUGACUGGAACGACAUAGAGAUAUGAUAUAAAAUGCAUUAAUUUCACAUUAAAAAUGGAUGAAUGCAAAAAUAGACGUCACUGAAAAAAAAUGUUGAGUUUUGAUUCCGGAUGCUGAAACCAAAGCCUUUUCAAAUUUAGGCUGAUAACAAUAUGAUGAAUGUCAGAAUUAUUGAUAAAUUAAGAAAAAGAUCAAGAAAUAAGAGAGGCUUGAAACAGUUUGACUAUUUGCCAAUUUCAAAUGGACAUGAAAGGCCCCUUCAAACUUUGUCAUUUUUGCGAAUUAAAUCAAGAAACAUCUAAGAAAUGUGACAACUUUUUGAGUGGGGAUAUCGAUUUUUAGAGACCCCCACUCAGACCCUUAUCAAGGGCGGGGGUCUCUCUAAAACACAUAAAAACUCCGGGGCAGCGUUUUGAAAGUAUUCAGUUCUUCUCCAAAGCCUGAACACAGUAAACAAGAGACAACAUGGUUGAGUGGACUGAGCAAGAGCGCAGCAUCAUCAGCGGAAUCUUCGGCAACCUGGACUAUGACGACAUCGGUCCCAAGGCUUUGUGCAGGUAAAGGGCACGUUGCCGGAAGACAUAGAAUUAACUGUUAAUAAUAGGCCUAUGUAUUAACAAGGAGUUUUAUUUUCCUCCCCCUGCAGGUGCCUGAUCGUCUACCCAUGGACUCAGAGGUAUUUCGGCGCCUUCGGCAACCUUUACAAUGCUGAAGCUAUCAAAAGCAACCCGAACAUCGCAGCCCAUGGCAUCAAGGUGCUGCACGGUCUGGACCGGGCUCUGAAGAACAUGGACGACAUCAAGGCCACCUAUGCGGAGCUGAGCACGCUGCACUCCGAGAAGCUGCACGUGGACCCCGACAACUUCAAAGUACACUUUUUACUUUUCUUUCAGCGCACCCAGAAGAAAUAACGUGCACACACCUCCGCACACGAAGUCCCAAAAUAUACACAAACAUCACAUCAAUUUAUGUAAUAAGUACGUUUGUAUAUUGGCCUGCAGCAGGACGUAUUAUGCAGACUUCCAUGUCACUAUAUUGACUCAAAGAAACGUAAAAAGGACAUUGAAAUACGACACAUGGUAGAAAAUAAUAUUAUUCUCUGUUUUUUCCUCUCUAGCUGCUGUCUGACUGCCUGAGCAUUGUCGUUGCUGCCAAAAUGGGAUCUGCCUUCACCCCUGAGAUUCAGGCCACCUUCCAGAAGUUUCUGGCCGUUGUGGUGGCUGCUCUGGGAAGGCAGUACCACUAAGCCUGCUACAUCAUGACAGCAAAAGGAGGCCGGGGGCUUUUUUCUUUCUCUCCUCAACAAAAAAUAAAGGAACGCUGAAGCAAAGUUUCUUCUUGUCCGCGAUUUUCUUUCUGUCUGUCUCUCUUUUUGGCAAAUACGUGCGUAAUUACGCACCGCACGUUGUUACACUGGGGGUUAGUCUUAAUUUGGGAAGACGCAAGCAUAAUAAAUAAAUAAAGUUUAAAAGAAAAA